CUCCAUGGAGCGCCGGCCGCGCCGCCUCUGAUGCCCGGCCCGCCGCGCACCAUGGGGCCGCUGUGGCUCUGCUGCCUGCCCCUCGCCCUCCUGCCCCUGCUCGCCGCCGUGGAAGAGACACUGAUGGACUCCACAACAGCGACAGCAGAGCUGGGCUGGACGGUGCAUCCUCCCUCAGGGUGGGAAGAGGUGAGUGGCUACGAUGAGAACAUGAACACCAUCCGCACCUACCAGGUGUGCAACGUCUUUGAAUCCAGCCAGAACAACUGGCUGCGCACCAAGUACAUCCGGAGGCGAGGAGCACACCGCAUCCACGUGGAGAUGAAAUUCUCUGUCCGGGACUGCAGCAGCAUCCCAAACGUCCCAGGCUCCUGUAAGGAGACUUUUAACCUCUACUAUUUCGAGUCGGACUUCGACUCGGCCACCAAGACUUUUCCUAACUGGAUGGAGAAUCCUUGGAUGAAGGUGGACACCAUUGCUGCCGAUGAGAGCUUCUCCCAGGUGGACUUAGGCGGGCGGGUGAUGAAGAUCAACACCGAGGUGCGCAGCUUCGGGCCCGUCUCCAAGAACGGUUUCUACCUGGCCUUCCAGGACUACGGGGGCUGCAUGUCCCUGAUCGCCGUCCGCGUCUUCUACCGCAAAUGUCCCCGCGUGAUCCAGAACGGCGCCGUCUUCCAGGAGACGCUGUCGGGGGCAGAGAGCACCUCGCUGGUGGCAGCCAGGGGGACGUGCAUUGCCAAUGCUGAGGAGGUGGAUGUGCCCAUCAAGCUGUACUGCAAUGGUGAUGGAGAGUGGCUGGUGCCCAUCGGCCGCUGCAUGUGCCGGGCCGGCUACGAGUCGGUGGAGAACGGGACCGUCUGCAGAGGCUGCCCCUCGGGAACAUUCAAGGCCAGCCAGGGGGAUGAGGGGUGUGUCCACUGCCCCAUCAACAGCCGGACAACCUCGGAAGGGGCCACGAACUGCGUGUGCCGGAAUGGAUAUUACCGGGCAGACGCCGACCCUGUGGACAUGCCAUGCACCACCAUCCCAUCGGCUCCCCAGGCCGUGAUCUCCAGCGUGAACGAGACCUCUCUGAUGCUGGAGUGGAGCCCCCCGCGGGACUCGGGGGGCCGGGAGGACCUGGUGUACAACAUCAUCUGCAAGAGCUGCGGGGCAGGCCGCGGGGCCUGCACGCGCUGCGGGGACAACGUGCAGUUCGCCCCGCGCCAGCUGGGCCUCACCGAGCCCCGCAUCUACAUCAGCGACCUGCUGGCACACACCCAGUACACCUUCGAGAUCCAGGCCGUCAACGGCGUCACCGACCAGAGCCCCUUCUCCCCGCAGUUCGCCUCGGUCAACAUCACCACCAACCAGGCCGCCCCCUCUGCUGUGUCCAUCAUGCACCAGGUGAGCCGCACCGUGGACAGCAUCACCCUGUCCUGGUCCCAGCCCGACCAGCCCAAUGGAGUCAUCCUGGACUAUGAGCUGCAGUAUUACGAGAAGGAUCUGAGCGAGUUGAACUCGACCACAGUGAAGAGCCCCACCAACACCGUGGCAGUGCAGAACCUCAAGGCUGGCACCAUCUACGUGUUCCAGGUGCGGGCGCGCACCGUGGCCGGCUACGGCCGCUACAGUGGGAAGAUGUAUUUCCAAACCAUGACCGAAGCCGAGUACCAGACCAGCGUGCAGGAGAAGCUGCCGCUCAUCAUCGGCUCCUCGGCGGCCGGGCUGGUGUUCCUCAUCGCCGUGGUGGUCAUCGGCAUCGUGUGUAACAGAAGACGGGGCUUUGAGAGGGCUGACUCGGAGUACACGGACAAGCUGCAGCACUACACCAGCGGCCACAGUACGUACCGGGGGCCCCCCCCGGCCCUGGGGGGCCGCUCGCUGCUCGUGACUCCAGGGAUGAAGAUUUAUAUCGAUCCUUUCACCUACGAAGAUCCCAAUGAGGCUGUCAGGGAAUUUGCAAAAGAAAUCGAUAUCUCUUGUGUCAAAAUCGAGCAGGUGAUUGGGGCAGGGGAGUUUGGUGAGGUGUGCAGUGGGCAUCUCAAGCUUCCAGGCAAAAGAGAGAUCUUUGUGGCCAUCAAGACCCUCAAAUCUGGCUACACAGAGAAGCAGAGGAGGGACUUCCUGAGUGAGGCCAGCAUCAUGGGGCAGUUUGACCACCCCAACGUCAUCCACCUGGAGGGGGUGGUCACCAAAAGCUCUCCAGUCAUGAUCAUCACUGAGUUCAUGGAGAACGGCUCACUGGACUCCUUCCUGCGGCAAAACGACGGGCAGUUCACGGUGAUCCAGCUGGUGGGGAUGCUGCGGGGCAUCGCCGCGGGCAUGAAGUACCUGGCGGACAUGAACUACGUGCACCGGGACCUGGCCGCCCGCAACAUCCUGGUCAACAGCAACCUGGUGUGCAAAGUGUCUGACUUCGGCCUCUCCCGCUUCCUGGAGGACGACACCUCCGACCCCACCUACACCAGCGCUCUGGGGGGGAAGAUCCCGAUCCGAUGGACGGCACCUGAGGCCAUUCAGUACCGAAAGUUCACCUCGGCCAGCGACGUGUGGAGCUAUGGAAUAGUCAUGUGGGAGGUGAUGUCCUACGGAGAACGGCCCUACUGGGACAUGACCAACCAGGAUGUGAUAAAUGCCAUUGAGCAGGACUAUAGGCUGCCACCACCCAUGGACUGCCCAAAUGCCCUUCACCAGCUGAUGCUUGACUGUUGGCAGAAGGAUCGAAACCACAGGCCCAAAUUUGGGCAAAUUGUCAACACCUUGGAUAAAAUGAUCCGAAAUCCAAACAGCCUGAAAGCCAUGGCACCUCUCUCCUCUGGGAUGAACCUCCCCCUCCUUGACCGCACAAUCCCGGAUUACACCAGCUUCAACACUGUGGAUGAGUGGCUGGAUGCCAUCAAGAUGAGCCAGUACAAGGAGAGCUUUGCCAGUGCUGGUUUCACCACCUUUGAUGUAGUAUCUCAGAUGACUGUAGAGGACAUUCUGCGAGUUGGGGUCACUUUAGCAGGACACCAGAAGAAAAUCCUCAACAGUAUCCAGGUGAUGAGAGCACAGAUGAACCAAAUCCAGUCUGUGGAGGUUUGAUAGCUGCCUGUCCUCCCUCUCCUCCUCCUCCUCCUCCUCGAGGCCCUGCUCCCCUUUGCCCCUGUAUGUCCAAGCUGCAGUUCCUGAGUGUUCUGCAUGGAGCAGAGACAGGCAGCUGCUCUGAGGAGCGGGAGGGAACACUCUGCCCUCAACAAUGAGAAGUCGCCAAGAGCUUCUAGAAUUUAAGCAAUGGAAAAAGGGAACAAAACAAAACAAAAAGGACAACUAUUUUGGAAAAAAAAUAAAAAUGAACGAACUACAAAAUAUUUUUAAAUAAUAAUAAAGCAAUUGCAUUCUUGAAAAGGGCUCCAAGACCAAUGGGAGUCUCCAAAGGAAGAGAAAAGAGCAGCUUCACGUUUCCUCUUGCACAAGGCUGCUGCAGCUGGACCCAGGCACCUCUGGAGCAGUGGGACUUCUCCAGGAAGAGGAAAGCAAGGAAAAGGCCACGAGAAGCACAUCUCUUCCUCCCGUGGGCUCUGGGAACAGCGUGAGCCAGGCCCUUCCCCUGAGCCCCUGUCAGCAGAUCAAACGGGGAGAGCUGAAGCUCUUUGGUGCUGUGGAACCAAGUGCAUCUCAGAAACUGGUGGACUUCUUCAAAAGCUGAAGACUUUUUUUUUUUAAAAAACAAAACAAAACAAAACAAAAACACAACAAAUAAACUAAGACUAGAGGAGGCUGUUUCCGACAAAUGAGAAGGAAUCUGUAACGCCUUGGGGGGUGGGGAUGGGGAAAAGCAAUCCUUUUUACAUCUCUUAUUUUCUCUUGUCAUGGAACAGUUUUGUGAGUGACAGUUUCCUAAGGGUCCGUCCAUCCGCCCUCCAAUGGCAUCGUGUCUCAUACAUAUCAUUGCUCAAGACUUUUAGUGAUAUCCUUUCUAGAUGCCAAUGAUCUUUUCCCAGAAGACUUCCCAAGUACAGUAUGUAGUAGUUUUUGAUUACAAAUGCUGACGUGUACCUUUAUUUUUCGGUUGUCAUUGUUGGGAGAUUUGUCCUUUUACAUUGUUUUGUUAACACCGGUUUGUGAGUUUGGGGGUUGGAAAUUUUCGGUUGGUUGGGGGUUUGGUUUUUUGGUUUUUUUUUUUUUAUAAUGAAAAAGAAAUGACAUCUCCAAGCAUCAUAUCAUCCAAGAACUUAAAUCCCUUCCCUGUGGAAGGAAAAAUUGCAGCUUAUUGACCAUAUGCCAGGAGAAAAAGGUUUUUUAUAUGCACAUUUCCUCCCGUUUGCUUAUUUGUUCUUUCCAAUUGGUCGUGGCACGACAGAUGUUUGUGGCUGUUGUGGUUCCAGGUGUUGGCCACCAGCUCAACUCGAGGGUGAGCAGCAUCACAGGGGUUUGGGAGGGAAAGGUGGGAGGGUGGAUGGUUUUUGUGAGGGAAUGAUGACUCCACAGCUGGCUUCAGAGCCCUUUGGAAAUGUCUGGCUGCUGAGGAAGGUGUUGGAUUGGUGCGUGGGAAAGGCAGGGCAAGCCCAGUUCUGUGAGAGGAGCUCGUGGCGCAGCGUUUUGGAGUGGGGGUUGUGUUUUCUCCAGGUGGGGAUGGGUCCCUGCAGCUGCCAGUGCAGGUGGGACCCUGUCCCUUCGUUGGGUGCUGCAGCUUCAGGCUCAGCCCUCACCUCAAAGAGAGCCUGGCACAGCAAAGACUCCAAUCCCAGCUCUCCAGAGGCAAAAUGCUGUGCUUGAAGCUGAAUGAUCAGUGAGUUUCUAAACAGCUGAAAUAAAUUCUUUAGUUACUGAGCAGGUUUUUGGGAUGUGUGAACACCACCAGCCCAGCGCAGGGAGGUGCAGGUGAGAGCUGGGUUGUUCUCCCUGCCCAACACCACCUCACAUCAUUUAAAGUGUUCCACAUGUGGCAUUUUCCCACCCAGCUCCUGGUGGUGGCCGCAGGACUGGUGUUCACAAGCCCUUGUCUGCCUUUGCCAUGUCAUUCCUGGGCUCCUCCUCUCGUUUUUGGCAGCGAGGAGUGUUGAAGGCACGUUCACUGGGAGCUGCCUGGCUGAAUUUUCCAGGGGCUGAAUCCAAGAGGAAGUGUGUCUGCUGUGGAUGAAAAUCCCAAGCUGUCUAGACCUCUGUGGCCAGACAUCAUCUCCCCAGACUGCUUGUGAAAUAUGAGGCCAUUUAUUAAAUACUUCUAGCAUUUUCUACUGCCAGACCAGAUCCAACAACAAAGCCCUUGUGAGUGGCAUCAGAGCAAUCCCUACAAGCGAGAAUUCUUCUCUCCUGAGCUCCUGCCCUGUCCCAGGGCUUGGUGCUCCAGCAGCAGGGCCUUUCAGUGGAGGAAUUGUCCCUGCAGCCCCUGUUCAUCCAAAAUCUCCAGUGCAGUGUUGUGUUUGUGCUUGCAUCCAGCCCAGCCCUGGGUUUGGAGCUCUGGGCAUGCCUGUAGUGAUGGGAACACGAGGUGUGUGCUGGGUGUCCCGGUCCUGUCCUGAGCUCCAGGCAUCCCCUGUGACAGCCCCAGCAUCUCCUGCAGGGCACAGGGGGGUGUGGAGCGAGGGGCAGUGGGCUGUGGGCACAGGGUGUGCAGGUGGGACCUGGAUGGCUCAGCCCCUCUGCCCUAAACCCAGCCUGUGUGUCCAAAGGGACACUUGGAAUGCCUUUGCAUCCAAAAAUCACUUGCUCCAGGUCAGGUGCUGGGCUCAGCUUUGAAAGGACAUCAAAAAUCACUGGAGCUGACUCAACCACAGGAGGUGUUUGCAGAGGGAAACCAGGAGCUGUGCCCAGACCCAGUGUGGUGUGGGGGCUCCCCUGGUGAGUCCCACACCGUGGCCAGGAGCAGCUGUCACUGUGUGCCAAAGGCUUGGUCCUGAGGGCAGGACAGUGCUGUGCCAACUGCCCAGCCCCAGCCAGCACUGACCUUGUGCCCCAGAGCUCUGCCAGGAGAGCUCUGCCUACAAAACUCACCAGCAGAUUCCCGUGGGGCAGCCAUGUGGAAGGAGCACAUGAUGCUCCUCACUUGUCCUCCCCAGACAAUUCCUGACUGUUCUCUGCCACCCUGCAGACUCUGAGGAGGAGCAAUGCCCAGGCAGCAUCCCUUCAGAGCCACCCAGGCCUUGGAAGGGCACUUCAGGUCCUUUUCAUUUGGAGAUAUUUCGUCUCACUGCACUGAAUCUCCUCGCUGGCUGCUUCAGACACAUUUACCACUGUGAAGGACAGGUCCCAGUGCCACAGCCCCCAGAGCUGUGACAGCCAUCUGCAGGGCAGAGAAAGCACAUCCUUAUCUCUUCUCCUGACCAAAAAUCACAUGGUGGUGGUACUGAAAGUAACACCUUCCCAUCUGUUUAUAGCAGAUAUGACAUCUGUGUUUGGCUGUGCAGGACUAACGGAGAGCUGGACUAAAAUAGACACAGUCCAGAAAACACUGCAGUUUUCUGCAUCCCUCAGCUCUCCUGGGAGCACGAGGAACCGAGUUCCUGUCAAGUGCUUGGGUUGUAAACGCCUCUGGCACAUGCUGCAGAGCUGGGGCAGAGGCACUGGAGUGACAAUAACAUAUUUAUUUCAUGGGUCUCCAAUGUACUGCUACCAAAUGGGAGUCUAAUGGAAAACUCAGCGUGUUCCAAGGGGAAAAGGGGAAAAGGCACUUGCUAACAUUGACACUGUGAAAUGCUGUUGUGCAUGUGCAUGUGUGCAUGUGUGGGUACUUAACAAAAAUCAUCACCUGAGAGAUUUUCAGGCAGCUUGUUGCAAUUUUCACAUUUCCCCUCUACCUUUCAAGCUACCUCCCAGCCCUUCCCUUCUCCCACUCCCAUCUCCUGCUGAGGGUCAGCCUGGGGAUGGCAUUUGGUGGGAAUGCUGAGCAGGUUGGAAGUUCUCAGUUGGCUGGACAGUGAUGAGUCCAAAUCUUGCAGAGCAUCACGGGGCAGAGCAGAGGAAGCAAAGCAUAUGUGGGCAGUAAAAAGUUAAAAUGUGUUUUGUGGGUCAUUUCCAGCCCAUUUGCUGGAAUUCCAGCCCAGGGCUGUGAAGGAGGAAGGAAAACCAAACCUGUGAGACACAGCACUGCCAUGAGGAAUCACCUGUCCUAGUGGGACACCAAACAGGGCCCUGUGAGCUGCACAUCCCCUCCCUAAAGGAUCUGCUCUCCUCCCCAGUAAACCCUCAGAGCUGCCUUCCAUGGAUUAGUGGAGAUUGGUGUCUUUCAGCAGCUGAGGAGCUUCUCCUCUCCAUAACAUCCUCCCUGCCCAGCAGCAGCUUCCAAAGGCAGCAAUCCCUGCUUGUGUCAUCCAGGUAAACGUGGCUGGCCCAGGGUUUUCCCUGCAGGAUUCCUUUAGUGCUCUGAUCCCAGUGUGGGCUGGGAUCCAUCCCAUGGCAGGGUCAGCUCGUGGGCAUCACCCCAGGGCGAGGGGCUGAAGGACCUGGGCACACAGCAGAGCUUCACCCACAUCAGCUGUGCCUUGCAAGAUCAGCCACACAGGGACUGCUCCCGUUAUCCCUUUCCCAAGGUUUUCCCCCAAACCAGCAUCCUGCUCUCCUCACUGCCUGCUUGAGCACCACCCAGAGCAGCUCCCUCCUGGCCUGGCCUGAGCUGAGACCUCAGAAUCAGCUGCUGGCUGGGCUACAGGGCUUUUCCCACCUUCCCUGAGGCUCUUCUUGGAAUUUGGGUUAAAGGAAAGCUUCUUUCCCAGGGAUCAUCGCCCAGGCUGCAGAUGAGGAGUGGAAAAAACUUCUUGGAGGGUUGGAGCAGCUGAGGAAAUCUCUUGUUAUAUUUGCCAGGCUGAUUUAUGUCAAUCCUGGAGUCAGGGCUUGAACUCUGCUGCAUCCUUAGCAGUUGGAUCCUCUGAUGAUGCAAUAAAUCUGGGACUGCCUUGGAUGUACAAAUCCAGAGCACUGCAAGUGUCACUGCUGUCUGGAUUGGUUUAGUGGAGUUUAUUGUUUUAAUGUAAAUCAUCUUUCCUGCGUGUCUAACUCGAGGCUGAUUUAAUGGAGGUCUUUUUCCAUCCUCAAAAAUGUUAAAUAUUUGCAAGUUCUUCACAUAGGGGAUUCAACUUUUUUUUAUCUACGGUCACAUUUUGGCCUUUUUUUAUUUCAACUUGUACAGGAUGUCUUUGCUUCUUGUAAUUCUCUGCCCUUCCCAAAGCCAGGACACAACCUUGGCCUGUGUUUGCUUCCAUAUGUGUUCCAACCUUCCUCUGCUCUCCCAGAAAACUCCCUGCACUCUCCAAAUAUUUCCUGGAAUUUACCUCCUUGCUGUCCCUGUGUUAACUCCUGCCAACUCCACUGACAAAUGUUAUUUGCAGAAAUUUGGGACUGGAAGCAAGAAGUCCUCUCUCCCCACAAAUCUUUUCCUGGGUCUGCAUUCCUGCUGUCUUAAAACUUAUUCAGCAGUAUCUCUCCUUUUUAUUUUAUUUUAUUUUAUUUCUCCUUUUUUUAAAUUCUGCAAGAAGUUCCUCUGUGAGCUCUGCAGGAGUGCAGCAGUGCCACUCUGUCUGAUUCCACUGGGACAUCCCAGUGCCCCCAUUUCCAUCCCUGCAAACAAUCCACAUCCUUGAGUGCCUCGUUUUUUUAUCAAGAACUCCAUUCUGCCUUUGUGGAAAAAUAAAAAGAGCAGCAAACACUUGGUUAAUCCAUUUCCAGCUCUUUUGUUCCAGUAAACUUCAGGAAUUUUUCACCUGACUCAACUGUAGCUUCUACUUCUACCUCUGGGGUCAGUCUGGAGCUCUUGCACAGAUCCCUGCCACAUCUUUGGUUAUUCCAGCUAAAUCUGGGAGGGAAGGAAUCAAUUUUGUCUUUGGGAGCCAAACAGCUGUGUUAGGAAAAACCAAUGGAAGGGGUUCAAGGAGGAGUCCUGCCCGUGGCAGGGAGUUGGAACAAGGUGAUCUUUAAGGUCCUUUCCAAGCCAAACCAUCUCAGGAUUCCGUGAGCACCAGGGGAGGAACAUUUCUCUACCUGAGGAUGAAGCUGGCAGUCAAAUCCUGCUUUUUUCCCCCAAAUUUCCUUUGCUCUGCACUUCCAGCUCACUGACUCCAGGUUGAGUGGGCUGGGCUGGAAGAAGGAGGUUGAUAAAAUCACCAGUCUGGGACAGAUGGUGUGGCAAAGCCACAGCCUGGCUUGGCCUUUGCUGGUGGAGAAUAAAUGUGAAAUCUCUGAUUGCUGUCAAAUAUUGGCAUUCACACAAGGUCACAAGAUUUUUGAUGUGCUGGCUCUGCAAAAGCUGGAGAUGCUUUUGUUCUCCUCCACUCAAAAAGGAUACACAGAAAUAAAUGAAUAAAUAAAUGAAUAAAUAAAUGAAUGAAUAAAUGAAUGAAUAAAUGAAUGAAUAAAUGAAUGAAUAAAUGAAGAAAUAAAUAUACAGAUAGGUGCAGCCAGAUCAGGGCUUCUGUAACAGCCAGAAGUCUGUCAGAGGUAUAAAAGAUUUUUGAUUCUUGGUUCUGGCAGAGGUAAACCACAAUGAUAAAAAUUUGGUGCCCUUAAAUCAGGAAAGGUGUGAGAAAGCAGCAGUCACAGCUUCUGACAGGAGCAGCUCAAAGGCAGGAGAAGCAGAAUAUUCCCUGGCACAGAGCACAGUGAUGGGAGGGUGGAACUCAAACAGGGAUACCCAGCACUAGAUGGAUUGGUAGGAAAAAGGAGAAAUGACUUUAAGCUUAAGGAAGAAACGUUUAGAGUGGAUUUUAAGAAGAAAUUCUCCCCUGUGAGAGUGGGGAGACAGAUUUCCCAGAGCAGCUGUGGCUGCUCCAUCCUGGCAGUGCCCAAGGCCAGGUUGGUUGUGGUUUGGAACAGCCUGGGACAGUGGAAGUGUCCCUGCCCAUGGCAGGGGGUGGGAUGGGCUUUAAGGUCUCUUCCAACCCCAAACCAUUCAAAAUGUGACUGGACAAACUUUUAAAAGCAUAAUCUCCUUGACACACAAAUACCUCUUGCAGUUUUUCUGGGUCACGGCUGCCUGGGGGCACGGGGUGUGUAACAGGAUUCCUGCAGAAAUUCUUUUAUUCCAUCCUAUCUUUGUGACUGACACAUUCUGCAUCUCUUAAAAGCCCAAACACUCCAUCAGGCAUCAUUGAUUUUCCAUUUUCACUCUUUCUGGGGCAGGAUUUCAGUGUGGAGCCAGAGGGCUUCCCACGUCAGGGGAAACCACUUGCUUCCUCCUCCCAAUUUCUUGUGUAUCCCUGGGGCUCAGAGCUGCACUGGGACAUCAGUGCCUCAAACAGCUGGAAAAGCACAAAAAGGGAGAUGGACUGGGUGAUCCAUGGUGUGUUGGAUGUGGAGGGUGUCUGUGGAAGCAUUCUUACCUCAAACCUUCUUCCCUGACCCAGAGAAUGGGAGUGCUGGGUAGGAGAGACCCCUGUCCUUCCCUUGCUCUGCUCCAGGGCGGUUUCUGGCAGUGAGAUUUGUCCCUCUGCAUUGGCUGGCUCAGCCUGGUGAGCUGCUGGUUGUUUGGAGUCCACAUGGACGUGUCAGAGCUGCCUCAAGGCUUAAAAUGCAGGGAAGGAGACUGGGACAAGCUUCUGAAAAGGGCAGAAAGCUCUUGGUGCAAUGGAGAAAUUCAGAGUGCAGGGAAAUCCCAGAGGGGCCCCAGAGCAGGCCUUGAGUGUUGAGGGCUCCAGCACAAGAUCCAGGCAGGGGUUAAGUGCAAGGUUUGGUUCUGAGAGCUGGCCCAGCUCUGAAGAUGAAUUUGUUCUUUAUGUCCUGGGGACAAAGCUUCGAUCCAGACAUGAAACCCCUCGAUGGCACCAGUGAGAAGCUCUCUGAUUUUUGUCCCUCUGGAGAGCAGCUCAGCAAUGUGGGAGAAGGGUGAGGCUGGAGCUGAAGGGUCCCUGACUCUAUUCCUGAUCCCUGCAGACCCUUGUGAGCUGUGGGGGACCAGGGAAGGGACAGGUUUGGUGCACUUGGACUUGUCCAGGAUCCCAGGAGUGUUGGGAUCAUUGGAAAAUCCCAUCUUUUAGUGAAGGACAGUCCAGCCCUCACGUGAGGCAGCCAAGGUUCAGAGCUGUGGGUCCCAGUGACCACUGUGUCCAUUCCCACCCCACCUGAGAACCUCCCAGGGUGUCCUACAGCCCAGCCCAGCCUUUCCACAGGACUGAAGUACAGAGAAAUAAAGUUCAGAUUGCAGCAGUUCCCAAAAUCCUCCAGGAUUCUGGAAUGAGGACUCGCUCAGGGUGAGGCCAUCAGGUGUGGCUGGGUCCCUCAGGUCUGUAGAAGCACUGACCAUCCGUCCUUCAAGCUCCAGAGUUUCCUUUCAAGCUCUUUGACAAGAGGCAAGUGAAAGAGCCCAGCUCCCCCUGUCCCAUCCAGCAGUGGGAUCUGAGCAGGGAAAAGCCUGGUUUGAGCAGGGGAGGAAGGAAAAGCCUCCCUGGAGGGUCAGGGAGCUGGAGACAAACAGGAGCUGCAGUCUGUGGAUGCCCUGGCAAGGAGAGCAAUCCCUGGUGCCAGGUCCUACCUUCACUUCUCCCCUCUUCAGGAAGGCCCUCCAAGACCCCCCCAGCUCAUCCUCUGCCAUCCUGCUGGAGCUGGAGGGGGAGAAAUCACAGAUCAGAGAUGGGGACUUGCUUCCUCUUUUGUGGAUCCCCAGAACUCCCUGUCCUGGAGGAGAUUUCUGCUGGGUGCCCUCCUCCAGUGACUUCUCCAUUCACUUUUCAGCUGUGACUCUUGCACCCUUUUCUUUGCCAUCGUUUGUCCUCCACCCUCAGCUCUCUCUCUGCUGUUUCUCUGCCCUCUGUCCCCUCCCCAGUGUGGAGGGACUGAGUGGUUUGUUCAGGUUUGGGCCAUCACCAGGGAUUCCCUUCCUUGGAGCUGGCUCAGCUACAUCUCUUCCCAUUAAAA
This is a messenger RNA of Parus major (Great Tit), 11805 nucleotides long. It is a transcript of the gene EPHB2, whose product is annotated as EPH receptor B2. Gene Ontology annotation, molecular function: protein binding; transmembrane-ephrin receptor activity; ATP binding. The record is from RefSeq and is a predicted model, not a curated record. Gene Ontology annotation, biological process: protein phosphorylation; central nervous system projection neuron axonogenesis; angiogenesis. Gene Ontology annotation, cellular component: neuron projection; plasma membrane. Lineage: Eukaryota; Metazoa; Chordata; Aves; Passeriformes; Paridae. The transcript has 16 exons. Bases 31 to 3066 code for a protein of 1011 amino acids.